Molecule: messenger RNA, 1675 nt
Organism: Asterias rubens (European starfish)
Lineage: Eukaryota; Metazoa; Echinodermata; Asteroidea; Forcipulatida; Asteriidae
Exons: 4
Coding region: 64-567 (167 amino acids)
Source: RefSeq, a predicted model, not a curated record
GCAUAAACUUGAAGCUAAAACUUAGCACAGAUUUUUACAUUUUUGUGUAAGGAGUUAUCAGUCAUGGGUUAUCCAGGGGAAGGGAAUAACAUGUCGAACUAUGGCAUGAAGGAACCUACACCCGAGGAAUUAAAACUGCUUUGGGAAGAGAUUGUUGGGAAAGAGAGAAGUAUUCGUGCCAAUCACUUAGCAACAAAGGGGGCGGGGUCUGGUGAGCAGUGGCCAGGAAUCAAAGGUCAGAUACCUACGGAGGAGCAAAUGGCAAAAGAGCUUACUUAUUUCAACAAUAAUAAAGAGCACGGACCCAACUCAACCUAUGACAGACUGUUCCAUGUGAGGGUAGGAUUCGAGAGUAAAUUACACCGAGAUGACAGAGAGCACACGAUAGGUCUUAAUGUCCACCAAGAGGAGUCUAAAAAAGCGAUUCCAGUUUUAUCCUCAUCUGCUUACGGUCAUCGUUUGGCACUUGAGGAGCCUUGUCGUCAACAUGUCAGGAUUGAAAGAGUCAUGAAAGGUUUCUAUCGGACACGGGGAACAAAUUUGCCAGAGUAUGGCUCAGAAAACUAGUUGAAUUUCUGAAGGAUAUAAAAGUAAAAGAGAAUUUCUGCCACCAAAAAGUUUCUACUUUCCAUUUUGCACAGAAACUGAAAAAGGAAAAGAAAUUGCAAGUAAUUUAAAGAAACUCAUUUUGUGAUGUUGUCCUUUGAUUUACAAAAUGACUGUUUGGAAGUCAUAGUGCAAUAGUUAAAAAUGUUUAAACAAGUGAAAAGUAAACAAAGUUGAAAUAGGCCCAAUCAAUUGAUUUGUUUUUCAAAGUUAAAUUUUGUCUUCAGAUGUUAGUCUAAUUAAGUCUUGCCACAAACUUUAUAAGGCCGUUUCUGAAGUAGCGGCUAAGGCUGUGGCUUGGCCACCAUGUCAUCAUGCAUAUGCUGCCCUUGGCAACACCCUUAGCAACACCAUAGCUGUAGCCGCUAAUUCAGACACUACCUAACACUGGUGCUAGAGUAUUCAUGGAUAUACAUUUAGUUGUUUGGUGAAUAAUAAUUUCAAAUUAGUAGAUGAAUUGCAUCAAAGGCAAGGUAUACUUUUGAUAAUUGUCAAAGGCCAGUAUCCUCACUUGGUGUCUCUCAACAUAAAAAACCUGCAUGAAAAUUUUGGUUCAAUUGGUCAUCAAAGUUGCAAGUAAAUAAUGAAAGAAAAUUCCCAUUGUUGCGUUGAGCUGUGCGCUUUCAGAUGCCUAAGAAAAAAUACAUGUACCUCAUUUUCUUAAACAAUAUCACGUUUAAAGGGAUGGUUUCUAACAAUGUUUUAUAAUAUCACCACAUCUCCAGUGCAAAGAUUUUUGAACUUUUGAUGGAAUAUUAGAGCAAUUACCAAAGGUAUACCUUCCCUUUAAGUUCAUACUUCCACCUUGAUGUUUACUUCACAGAGGUGACAAGAGCAAUUGCUCCUUGAGCUGUUUCAGUACAAACUUUAACUUUCCUCACAGAGGUGAAAUUUUUUGAAGACAAAUGUCUUGUCCUGUAGAAGAAUGAAGCCUCAAGCCUGUACAUGUCAACAUUUACAACAGUAUUAAAAUCUUGUUCCUGAUUCUUGUUACAAUUGUAAUAUUUCACUUAUUUAUGAACUUGAGUAGAUAGACAAGAAUAAACAAAUAAAAGUUUUGAAAAUGUGA